UCACUCUAUAAGGCAGGCAUACACAACUGAAUAGUUAAACAGGACAGUGGCAAAGUCCAAUGCAGAGAGAGGAGGCGCUAUUUUUUAGUUUGUGGUCACAUUCAUUACUGCUGCAAGGACAAGGAUCAGAGCCCAGCAAAGAGGGCGCCUUCUAUCUGUGUCUUGCCUCUCGGGAUGUCCAGCAUGGUGUUACUGUAGUGGAGAGGACCACCACUUUAGUACCUACAAACAGUGGCUUGGCCAGUUGAUCACCAUGCCUCGCUUAAGCUUCAGUCCCAACUCAAAGCCUGACUGUAGCCCUGUCUGGCUCAUCUGUAUUCUUCUCUGCCUCUCGGGUGUACACACUCAUGCCAAAGAUGUCCUUAGUGUACCCCAGGAGGUCAACCUGUCAGCCAACACAUAUACACAGCAGCUAUCCAUAUCUUGGUUGGGAGGAGCAGCCACAACGUUUGACCUCAUCAUUCUAAGAACUGAAUUCAAUGAAAUUGUCUUCUAUGAGACGGUGUCUGUGAUGGCAAAUCAGGUGAGUGGUUUGCACCAGUUUACCUGGACCUCAGCGGAACCUCUAGAGUGUACCUCGCUGUCCGUUAAAAUCCGCUCAAGAGAUGGACAGACAACAAGUGAAUGGAGCAACACUGAGAUACUUCAAGGGAAUGAUAUCCCCAGCAAUGAGAAAUUCCAGAUCUACCCCAUCGACAAAACUGUACCUGUGGGGUCCAACACUACCUUCUGCUGCAUUGUGGAGGAGGGGAAGGUCUUUGAUACCAUCCUAUACAAUGGCGCAGUCAUAAACACGACACGACUGAGCAGGCGAAGUUACGCUUCUACAGUGGUUAAUCAGGGGCCAUCCCAGAGCUCGGGUUUCAACAUCAUCUGCUACAACAGCCAAAAGGAGCUGGCUGGAACAGUGUUGUUUGUUGGAUACCCACCACUACCCACUGAUUUUGUGUGUGAGACUCAUGACUUAACCUCAGUUGUAUGCCAGUGGAAUGAUACGCGAAACACACUGUAUGGCAAACGAGGAACACGCUACUCGCUGAACAACAGGGAUUGUCCACAGAGUAAUCUGUGGCAGCAAAGGAAACAGUGUAUUUUGUCCCAGUGGGAGGGUAACUUUACACUGGUAGCUGUGAAUCCUCUCGGCCAUUACAGUCUCACUGACUCUGCUAAACUCAGUCACAGAGUGCGUCCAGUGGCACCAACCAUACAGAACUCUGUCGUCCAAGCCUGGAACGCCACUGUGCAGUGGCAGUGGGAGUACAGUACCUAUAACAACUGGGCUCUUGUCUGUCAAGCGGAGCUUACCUGCCAUGGCUCCAAAACAACUCAUACCUUCUCUGGUGUGGGUCUGCACUCUGUGUUUUUAUCGGACCUUUACCCUGAUGAGGAUUACAGUGUUAAGAUCCGCUGUGGUGCCCAGGAGAAUUUCUGGAAGUGGGGAAACUGGAGCGAACCAUAUGACUUCAAAACCAGAACAUAUGCUCCAGAUGCUCCUGAUGUGUGGGUGUGGAUGAACAAAGACUACACUGGGCAAGUCAUUUGGAAGCCUCUGACACGAAGACAGAGCCACGGCCAGAUCACAGGUUAUGAAGUCACUCUCUUAAUAGAAAAUGGACAGCACACAGACAUCUUUUCACCAGACACUACUGCUGCACCAGUCAACCUCACACAGAUCGCUGCCUCCAGCAGUGGCAGCAUGAUCAUUGCAACAGUCGUCGCAAAGAACACUGAUUGGCUUUCUCAGCCUACAAGUGUAGUUAUACCUCUACGUUCGACAGAUGUGGAACCUCAGGCUGUGCCCAGGGCAGUUUUUGUGGACGGAGGUUUCCCCCUGUUCUGGCAGAGCGAUGCUAACACCACCUUUGGUUACGUGGUAGAAUGGAAUGAUGCCUUCUGCACGCAGAACUGCCCUGUGGAGUGGAUUAAGGUGGCCGCUGGAAACACUAAUGUCACGGUUGAGUCAGCCAACUUCCAGCAGGGUGUGAGGUACAACUUCUCCCUGUACAGCUGCUCCUCAGAGGCCCCAGAGCUGCUGCAGCGCUGGCAGGGAUACAUGCAUGAGCUGGUCCCCUCCUCCUCUGUCCUUCUGUCAACCAGUCAGCAGGGCUCUGAUGUUCUCCUCACCUGGGGAGAGAUCCCACUGGUCAAUCACAGAGGUUUCCUCCUGGGCUACAACAUUUACAACAGCACCGGCUCCGACCUCAAACUUCUAGCCAAUCUGCCAGACCAAGAAAGCAGGAGCUACACAGUAAAAGGAGUCACUGAGGGCUCCCAUAAAUUUACUGUCAAGGCCUACAACUCAGCAGGCGAGGACUCUGGUGCCACUGCCUCCAUAACGCUUGAGCCAUACACUGAUUGGCUGAUCCUGGAAAUCUUGGUUUCUCUGGGAAUUACAGCUGUAUUCCUCGCCAUUGUCACUUUGGUUUGCUACAAGAAAAGAGAAUGGGUGAAAAGGGCAUUCUAUCCAGACAUACCUGAGCCCAAGCUGCCUGGUGAUUGGUCCAGGUCACAGGGGCCGUUGGAUGUGAAGCCGUCUUCCCACAGUAUCAUCCAUAUUGUAGAAAAGCCUGAGUGGGAUUCUAGUAAAGAAGCACUUGUCGUCAUUCCAGAGGAAGAUGAGGAUGAAGAUGAGCAGGGGAUGGGAGACGAGCCAGUCGACACAGAUGAGCCAACGUCAUUGCGCUACUACAACCAAGUAGUAGAUGACAGGCCCAUAAGACCACGUUUCCCAGACUCUUCUGCUUCCUCUGCAUCUUCUUUGGAUUCAGGACGCACCGAUGUGACAUACACAGGGAUCCAGACCUCAGGUUCUUCUUUUGUCUUCCAGCUGGAUCCACAGGGUUCCUCUGAGGGCCACCAACCCCAUGCUGAUCUGCCUGUCAGCUGCGGAGGUGGAGGAGGGGGCUACCAGCCCCAGAUGCAAAAUAGGGCCCUGAGUGAUGACAUGGGUCUAGAUUCACCCAAGCCGUUUGAGCCUCAGGCUGCCAGUUCUGGGGGCUACAAACCCCAGAGCUCCUGGCAUUUGGACUCCCCUGUGGAGGCCAGGGAAAGCGGCGACCUGGCACCCUGCCUCGGCUCCCCCACCUCUGUUGCUUCUACUCAGUUCCUCCUCCCUGAUGGGGAUGAGCACACAGAAGAGAAACGACAGGUGCCAUCAGCAGCAGCAAACUGGUUCACCAGUCUGCUGUCAUCCACAAAACCAUGAUAUCAUCUCUGUCUCACUACUAGCAGCCAGACCAGGGGGAGUUAACACAAAACUGUCAUAUUCAUUACUGUUAAGUGUCAUACAAGAAUCAAGGUUAGCCCAUAUGGUCUAGGUACAUACCCCGUUUGAUGUAGCACUACAUCCACACAUUUGCACUUGACAGCAGGUUAAUAAUGCUUUUUAAAGUGUUCUAUUCCAAACAUACAGAAAUACAUAUAUAGUUCAUUUCUCUUUCAUGCAAAUAUCAUAAAUCAAAAUAUGUAUAUUUCUACGUCAAAACAUUUCUACACGGACAACAGAUCUCCUCAAAAUAUUUCUUCAGACCCCUUUUCCACCAUAUUUAUUGCACCCCCUGGCAAUCUGGUGGCUGUUACAAUAAAUCUCCUCACUGCCUUUUCUGUGACACCCUGUAAUGGGCAUUUAGCAAUGGCAUAUCCUGUGUUUCAGUUGAGUAUAUCCAGGUUUUAGCUUGCAUUUCAAAUGUUUUUAUUUUUUGCUAUGUGAACUUAAAUACAAUACAGAAGAAAACUGAAGAUGGUGGUUUUGAUCCAAAGGACAUUUGUUGAAAGAAGUCUAAAGAGGACUGUUUGAAACAGAAGUUAGCUAAAUAGACAGAAAACGUCCCUCUCCUCUCCAGAAAGUAUCCAUGUCUUCUGCUGGUCCGCCAUUUGGGGUAAUCUUGCCUGCUUUAUGACAGCUGAUGAGCUACUUGUAAAGAAGUCAGUCAGUGAAAUUUUAAUUGAAAGAUGCAGUUAUGAAUGAGAGCCGUCAUUAUUUUGUGGUGCUUUCUGUUAUAAGUCUGGAAUUGUGUGGGUGAUGAGCCCGGUGGAUAUACACUGAUAUAAGCUAGAACAUGAAUACAAACUGAUGUAAUUUCAUGACCGAAGACACUAUUCUGUUACUUUUGAGUGUUAUUGUUGCUCUUUUGUCUUCCUUAGCCAGUAGAGAUUUUUUUUUCUUGUUAAGACACACAUUUCACAGUCAGGCCAGUGUAAUUUUUUAUGUUGUAUUGUGAAUCAUCCUCAAAUUGAUGAUUGUUGGUAUUGUACAAAUUAUGAUAAUUAAUUUGGAUGGGUAAUUUAAAUUUUAUUUCACACACUGCCUUACACCUAAAUGUCAUGCAUAAUGAAAAAUAAUUUCUACAGCAAAGCAGUUUAGAACUGAUCAGAAAUGUAUUGCUACAUUUUCCACUGGCAUUUAGUAUAAUGUACAAAAGAUGUCUUUUUUUAAUCAGUUUUAGUAUGUGCUGAAAUUUCAGAACUUUGGUUACAUUGUAAUUUUUUUGGGAUGUGACAAAUGCUUUUUCUUUGGUUGCUUCAUUGUCAAGCCCAGAGAGAUGGCUGAUUUGCUGUGCUUGCAAGUUUGUUUAUUUUUAGGGAGAUCUAAGUCUACGCUACAUUUAAAACUACACCUGUUUUUUUUGUUUGUUUGUUUGUUUUUAAGUGACUAUUUAUCUUUUCAUUUAAAACUUUUCCUGAGGCCACCAUGGGAAUUUUAUGAUUGGGAAAGGGGACCAAGGAGAAAAGCAUAUGUUGAUAUUGGGAAAUACUAUCAUUCAGCUUUUGUUGACAUUGGAGAAAUGGCCAUGUGAAUAUUGGUCGCUUGACCGCACUUUGGCAUCUCUGUAAUGGUGUCAAACACAGGGCACUAAUUGCCUAAGUACACUUCACAUACUCCAUUAACUCUCCACCCAUAUGUACAGUGUGGGUGUUGAGGAUGUACCAUUGUCUGGACUUCCCAAAAGCAUCAUUAUGCAAAUAUUUAUACUUUCUAAAUCAAGUGGUAACCAGGAUGUUUAUUUCAUUGUAUUUUUUCAGUUAGGCCCUGGCUUGCCUUUGUGGCAGCCUGUGGUCUGUUGAUUCUCAGUGCCUCCAGCCAACAAGCUUUAAGUAAAACUACUGUGACCUGAAUGAUGAUUUAGAUUACUAUAAUGGAUGGCUUCACUGAUGAACUCAUAACAGGCAAGCAGUCCUCUUUGACUACUGAGAAAAAUGUAUCCCCCCUUUUAUCUUUAUCUUGUGACACUGAUCUGCAUUUUGACUUGAUUAAUGGGGAAAAAUGGCUGAAAGAAUUUGUCAAAAGCUACGCCUCAUACCAGUCAAACUGAGUAAAACGUUUCAUCAUGGGAGAUCAGUGAUCAUUUUAUGGCAGUGGCAAAGGGUGGAUAUAGUUUUGAGUAUUUAAACAUGGCUGCAGAUUGUUUUCCUUUGAAGCCUGCUUUCUCAAACCAGCAGUGCUUUGGAGACUAACCUAUGAACGCUAUGUGUUACAUGCUUUUAUGUUGAUUUAAAUCAACAAAAUGGCACCUUUUUAAAUUUUUUCUUCAAAUCUUUGUUUUUCUAUGACUAACUGUACAUAAUUGUAAUUUUCUUUCAUUUGUUUCUUUCACACAACACAAAGUUGUAAGUUGUGCUACGAUGGAAAUUAUAUUCUCUAUACUACAACAUGUAGAGUUAAUGUUGACUAACCAGCCUUCUUGAGAGAAUAAAGGCAAGUGUUUGUGUUGAUGACACCAGAUAUAUAGAGUCCUAUGACAUGUAGAGCAUCACACUUUAACUGUAUGUUUGUUGUGUGCUUAAACACAGGAAAACUUUAAAGUGUGUCUGAAAAAAAUCAUGUAAACUGAAUUAGAAUUGUGAUUUUGUCUUAGGAUAGUUUAGCCUGCUUUGCAUUCCUAUCUUAUCACAGCAGUGAUGCUUUGCCAGACACGACACAAGUAGGGCCAGAGUACUCACCAUGCAAACUCAUACGUGGCGACUGCUGACAUGCACGCAUUCAGUCCAUAUUUCUUAUUGGAGUCUAUGUUUACUCUGUAGAGCAUAACGGUUUUGAGGUUUAUACAGCAGGGGACACUUGCUGCCUUAUACAUCUUCAUCUCUGGCCCUAAGAUGUUUUGCAAAAUCAAUGCAUGCUGUAUAAACUAUUACUACAAACCAGUGGCUCGUAAAUCCCAUCAGCUCCAUGUUUACGUUAGCCCAUUGCUUCAAAACACUAACACUGACUAAUGUUGUGCAUGACAACAUGACUGAAGUAUUGUGCAGUUGAAAAAGGCUGUCUUUUAAAAAAAAAUGCUUUAAAAUGUAUGAUAUUUUGCAAAAUAUUUUACUAUGGAUUGAGUGAAAAGAGAGUGAAGUGCUUUUGAGUGAAUGAAUAAAUGUUAACACUAAUAAUACAAACUGAUAUGCUACUUGUUUAAAGGCAAUAAAGUUAUUUGUCUGGCCACUUA
Messenger RNA from Lates calcarifer (barramundi perch), 6431 nucleotides. RefSeq names its product LIF receptor subunit alpha a (gene lifra). Lineage: Eukaryota; Metazoa; Chordata; Actinopteri; Centropomidae. Gene Ontology annotation, biological process: cytokine-mediated signaling pathway. Gene Ontology annotation, molecular function: cytokine receptor activity; cytokine binding. Gene Ontology annotation, cellular component: external side of plasma membrane; signaling receptor complex. The record is from RefSeq and is a predicted model, not a curated record.